This is a messenger RNA of Ectocarpus siliculosus, 781 nucleotides long. The record is from the annotation of a GenBank genome assembly. Lineage: Eukaryota; Phaeophyceae; Ectocarpales; Ectocarpaceae.
AUGACUGUCAAGAGGAGGAACCACGGAAGGAACAAGAAGGGCCGCGGCCACGUCGUGCGCGUGCGGUGCGCGUCCACCGCUAAGGCCAUCCCCAAGGACAAGGCCAUCAAGCGUUUCAUCGUCAGGAACAUCGUGGACGCCUCCUCGCUCCGUGACAUCCGCGAGGCGUCGGUGUUCGACAACUACGCCCUCCCCAAGCUGUACAUCAAGCAGUACUACUGCGUGGAGGCCGCGGUUCACCAGCGGAUCGUGCGCUCCCGCAGCGCCGAAACGCGCAGGAACCGCGACCCCCCCGUGCGGCACCGGCCCAAGCGCGACUAGGCUGACUCGACCAUGGCCCGGAGGCUGAGGAACCGUCGCUAACCACGGGCUGGCUAGCAGCUAGGCUUGCGUUUGUGUGCGGUUCUUUCUCUUCCAGGGGGCGUGGAGAGCAUGGGGACGGUUCGCCCUUCAGGCUGCGGCGGAAUCUUUCUGUCUCGCCCGUUUAGGACGACAGCAUGGCGGUCACGCGAGUUAACGGUUGGCCUAUUUGACCGCAACUAGUGCUGCCGUUGUUACUGUGCCCUUGGUUGUCUUGGCGCUCCGGUUGGUGAAUGGCCGCUCGUUCGCGGGGAUUAGAGUCGGUUGCUGCUGGUUCUGUGGUAUCUGCUGGGGUGGCUGGCACCGUUGGAAUAUCGGUGCCAGGUUAGCCGGCCCUGUCAUCGACGGGACCGGCAAACGAAACAAAAAAAAAGGUGUCUGCGACCUGUGCUUCACGUUGUCAUACUUUUUCUUGGCAAUC